Molecule: messenger RNA, 564 nt
Organism: Arabis nemorensis
Lineage: Eukaryota; Viridiplantae; Streptophyta; Magnoliopsida; Brassicales; Brassicaceae
Source: the annotation of a GenBank genome assembly
AUGGCUUUCUCUUGCGCCACAAGAAAGGUAUUUUCAAUUCUUCCUCUUCUCGUUUUCCUAACAAUAACCCCUUUGUCUUCAUCUUUUUCUCCGAAUGAUAAAGUCAGAAAAGAAUUACUUAACCAACUCUGCUCAAAACCAACAAUUGCCAACCAUUUCUGCAUCGCUUGGCUAAACUCUGAUCCAACAACAUACACACUCAACCUCAACAGUCUCAUCGAUCUGGUCCUCCAAAAGACGCAAUUGUUCGGCUAUAAGAACCUAGCGAUGAUGAAAGGCUUCGUGAGAACCACGACUGAUCCAACGCUCAAGAUCCCAUACGGUUCUUGUGUGGCAGAUUAUGAAUUAGCCAUUAAAUCGAUCGAGGAAGCUCAAGGGUUUUCGAGCUCUAUGUCGUACAAGUUAGCAUCUCAAGCAGCUUUUAAAGCCUUUAAUAGUGUAUCUUUGUGCGAAGCUCAGCUUCAAGGACGGAAAAAUGUGCCGGUUUAUGUUCCGCAAAGCAUUUUGACGAUUAAAAGAAUGUGUACCAUUGAUAACGUUUUCUCUAUCGUUUUGACGUCUUGA